AUGGCCACCUCACAUCUCUCAGACCACAUUUGCCGGCCAAUACCCCACCGGAGUGCCUCCUUCCGACGACUCACCACUACCAACACCACCAUAAUUUUUCUCUCUCCCCCAAAAUGUUCCAAAUCUGGAAGCUUUUUAGUUAAAACUGACCAAAAAUCCAAGUGGGUCGUUAGACUAAGCUUGGUGGAGCAAAACCCGCCAAAACCAACGGUGGAUAUGAAACGGUUGGUGGACUUCUUGUAUGACGACUUUCCACAUAUUUUCAAUGAUCAAGGGACUGAUCGGACGGCUUACGAUGAGCGUGUGACGUUUCUGGACCCAAUCACGAAAUUUGAUUCCAUUAGUGGGUAUCUGUUUAACAUUGCUAUGUUGAAGAAGCUCUUUAGCCCCGAUUUACAGUUGCAUUGGGUCAAACAGGAUCACUGGGAUUCCAUACAGAAUAAUGACUAUUUUUCUCUAGAAGGCUUACUGGAUGUAAUAAAGCAGUUGCGGAUCUACGAGACGCCUGACUUAGAAACUCCCAAAUAUCAGCUACUUAAAAGGACAGGGAAGUAUGAGGUGAGGAAGUACAAGCCAUUCAUAGUGGUAGAAGCAGAUGGUGACAAACUGGCUGGGUCCACCGGCUUUAAUGGCGUUACUGGGUAUAUAUUUGGGAAGAAUUCAACAGCGGAAAAGAUACCCAUGACAACUCCUAUUUUCACUGAGGCAUUUGAUGCUGAUAUGUCCAAAGUGUCCAUCCAAAUAGUUCUUCCAUCGGAGAAAGAUAUGAGCAGUUUACCAUAUCCCAGUCAAGAAGCAGUUAGGUUGAGGAGAGUCGAAGGAGGCAUAGCAGCAGUAUCAAAGUUCAGUGGAGAACUUUCUGAGGAUAUUGUUCUUGAGAAAGAAAAAGCACUUAGGUCGUGCGUUAUCAGAGAUGGUCUUAAACCCAAAUUGGGUUGUUUGCUUGCACGUUACAAUGAUCCUGGCCGAACAUGGAGUUCCAUAAUGAGGCAUGAAGUGCUUAUAUGGCUUGAAGAGUUUGCGUGGGAUUGA
Molecule: messenger RNA, 1032 nt
Organism: Ilex paraguariensis (yerba mate)
Lineage: Eukaryota; Viridiplantae; Streptophyta; Magnoliopsida; Aquifoliales; Aquifoliaceae
Source: the annotation of a GenBank genome assembly